Candidula unifasciata is the source of this 5554-nucleotide messenger RNA. The record is from the annotation of a GenBank genome assembly. NCBI's taxonomy places the organism in Eukaryota, Metazoa, Mollusca, Gastropoda, Stylommatophora, Geomitridae.
AUGGCAAGUCCCAGUGCUGACUUCUCGGCAGCGAGUGGCUUGGAAGAUGAGGGGUCAGUCGAUAGCCAAGGCAUCUCAACACCUGUAGACACAGCGGAUUCAACACCGGACUCUACACGAUCCCGUAGAUCGUCCCGGAGGAAACAGUGUAAUUUUAGCAGCGAUUUUGAGUAUUACUCUCCUGGUGCCAGGAAGAAGGCUGCAGAGGAUGAGCUGAAAGGUAGGCCAAUCGGACAAGGGCGGAAGAAGGGAAGGCAGGCAGAUGUUGAAGAACCAAUAGGGAAUGAGGAAGAACUUAAUCAAGGCGAAAAGAAGAGACAAAUGACACGAAAAGUAGCUGUGAAAAUGCAGAAGAAGAAGGGGUAUGAAAAAGAAGAACUGGAUAACACUGAAGAGGAUAGCAGUCUUCAGAUAGAAGAGGGAAAACUCAAAGAAGCUGCCAAAAAACCUGGUGUGAGGGGAAAGAAGGUCGGUCGUAAGAAAAAGCUUAAUACACAAGUGGAAUUGAGUGCCAAAGAUGUAGGGAGUGAAACAGGAGAAGAAGAAAGUAAACAGAAUAAAGGGCAGAAAAGAAAGAAAAAGGGAGAAGCAUCAAAAGUUACAGGGAAAAAAGCAAAAACUGGAAUAGAAAGUUGGCAGGAAGAUGAACAUUCAGAAGAUGAAGCUGGACAAGCACCACCAUACAAGACCAGCAGCCAGAGGAAGAUGCCAAAAUUGAAAAAGCAAAUGGCUGCCUCAUCUUCUCUAGCUCAAAAUCUAAUGAUGAAGUCUGCUGAAGUCAGUUCGGAUUCUGGGAGUGUCUCAGAUUUGUCUCCUGUGCUGGCCCCAAAGAGAAAACUUGGUGCCACUAGUGGAGAAAAUGAUGUUCCCAAUAAACAAGCAUUAGCAGCAGCAGGUUUGAUCAGACGAAUCCCACCAUCUGAUCACGGGAUGGCAAAACCCACACCAGGAGCCGUGGCCACCAAGUCCAGCAGCACACUGGACAAGAAAAUGCUUGACAGUAAAAUAUCAGCUCUGGCUUCUAGUUCCAAAGCAGAAGUCAAGACAGAAGAGGCUUUCUUGGAUAACACAUUUGCCUUAGGGAAUGAUACAACAUCAGAAGCGACAACUGAAAAGGCUUCUUCUAAGGAAGAUUCAGGUGUCAAAGCUAUAGAGACAAUAAAAAGUAGUGGGAAAAUUGUUAAAUUUGAAACAAAAAAGGAGCGAAAUGGCAAAAAUGCAACAAAAGUACAGGUUAUUAAAAAGCCUGAUGGAACAGUAAUUAAGAAAAAGAUCCUUUCUCAGGUAGAACAUUUAACUGAAUCAGAAGGCAAGCAAAAAAAGGUUAAAGUUCUGAAAGGGGACAGUGAGGAGAAAUUGAUAGGGACAAAGAAAUUUGGGACUCAGGAUGGAAAAUCAAAAUCUGUAGGAGGGAAUAUUUUGAAAAAGAAACGCAUUGAAAAGUUAGUCGGUGGCAAAAAAAAUUCUAAAGGAGGAGAUAGUGGGAUUACAAAGAGUGGUUCAGAAGGUGGUAGCAGACUUGAAGCUAAUAGCCAAAAAGUUGAUGAUUUGUUAAGACGAGGAAUCUUCCACAAAAAGAAGAGUCACCAACCAUUUGGAAACAGAAAGGCAACUAAAAUUGUUCCGAAAGAUGUCAAGAUAGAGUCAGUUAGUGAUGUCUCGGAAAAACAAGAUCAGGCCAGAAAGAAACCAGUAGUUCCUAAAGUAGAAGAGAAAGCAGAAACAAAGAAACCUGCUGGAGCUGAGAGAAAGAAAUCUAGCGAUGGGUCCAAACCUGAAAAGGGUCAGUCUAAGAAAGGAGAACACAGGAAGUCAAUUGAGAAUACCAAAAAAUCUGAGGAAAGCAAAGAUGAUGCCAGUCCUCCAGUGUUGAUCCCAGUUACAGCUGUGGGUAAAUCCAAGCAUAAGCAUCACAAAGUGGAGCAUGAGGUCCCUCUUGACCCAACAAUGAUGGAUCUCUUCAAACCUGAUGGUCUCGUCAUCCAUGACCAUCAGAAAAAAGAUAUCGGGACCCAGGGUGGCACACUGACACCAGGUGCUAGGAAGUCUCAGUAUUCAAUGGAUAACCUCCACCAUGUCCUCAUUGAGCACCAGUAUUCAAAGUCUUCUCCUGUGAUUUUGAAGCAGGAUAGCCAGAGUAGCCCUGGUGCCACCACCAGCCUGGGCAGAGAUGAUGACAUUGAAAGUGUCUCUCACAAACAGACGGUCAUUAUGGACAUGAACCUCCCAGACCAGAUUCUGGAGGAGUCUGAAGAACUGGGUGUAGAAGCCAGCAUCAUUGAUCCUCAUGUGGCCUCCACAUCUGUUGCUAAGGGGGACCUUUCACCUGCUAUUACUACAAAGGACAUCGGAGACAGGCCAUCGAUUCUUGAAAGUUUAAAUACUGAGCUGAAAGCAGGGGGUUCAGAAUUCCGUAUUGUCGGUCAGGUAGAAGUGGGUAGAGUUCCAGCCAUGGCCAGGGAGGAAAGCAUCUCCACCACACAGACAACUGAAAAUGUAAAACAAGCUGACAGCUUGACAGACAAACAAAAUGACAGUAAAAAGAGUGGUGAGGGUAGGAAACUGAGCUCAGAUCACAGAAAAUCAAGUACAGAGAAGAGGAAAGACAGCACUGAUAAAAAAGACAGCGCUGAAAAGAAAGACAACAAGAAGAAGGCCAGGGAAGGCAAUGAAGAUGGUGAUGCUGACAGCGAAGAACACCACUUUGAAGAUGACCAGAAUGAUGUGGACUGGGAACCUAAUGAUCCAAACACCUUGUACUGUGUUUGUCGGAUGCCCCAUAAUAACAGAUUUAUGAUCUGCUGUGACAAAUGUGAGGACUGGUUUCACGGAACUUGUGUUGGUGUCACAAAAGCCAGAGGAAAGGAGAUGGAGGAGAAGGAGGAGGAGUACAUCUGCCCACUCUGUGCCAUCUUCUGGACUGAAGUCUCUUUCACAGUUUAUAUGGAAACAGACACAAUGAAAAACUUGCUGUUGUGUCUACAGACUUCAAACAAAACAAAACUGCUGCAGAGAUGUAUCGGACAAAAAUGCAGCAAGUCUCCAAGACCUGGCUCUGUGUACUGUAGCAACGAAUGUAUCAUGAGUCAUGCCCAGGAGUCACUGAAGGCUUUACGGGAAGAGCAACUGCGUAAAAAGUCCUUUCUUUUGUUACAGACCACAGAGAAGAAUUCAUCAAACGAGAGCAGUAAGAGUGCAUCACCUUCUGUUGCCUCAUCCUUGGACACAAUAGAGGUGAUUGAAAGGCAGACAGGAAAAGUACUGAAGGGAACCGAUGCUCCCACACAGAAGGGCUUACAUCGCUGGCUGGAGCAGCACCCAACUUUUGAGGUUGUUCUGCCUCACAAGAGACACAGAAGCAGAGGUUCUUCUAAAGAUGACAAAUCAGGAGAUAGAGAAGUCAGGCCUCACAGUGAACCGAAACCAGUGGACAAAGAACAUAGAACAUCGACUAGCAGAGAUAAAAAAGCUGACCACAGUGGACGGUCCAGACACAGCAGCAGCAGCAGUAAGGAUUCAGGAAAGAAAAGUGACAGCGAGAGACAUGCCUCAGCUUCCCAGAAGUCUGAUACCUCCUCCAGCACUUCCAGAAGUGAGGAGAAGAAAGAUGAUGGACCUAAUCAGAUCAGGAUUAAUGUCCGAACUGCUCUCAGAGAUUGCCUGUCUGCUCGAGCUCAGGAGGCAGAGGAUAUCAUGUUGUCUAGUGCUGAAAUCAAGAACCUUGCUGUGACGAUCGAGGAAGAGCUUUUUGACCUUUUCAAUGACACUGGGCAUAAGUACCGCACCAAGUACCGCAGUCUGGUCUUCAACAUCAAGGAUCCGAAAAACAAGGGUUUGUUUCGUAAAAUCCUCACCGGAAAAAUCAAACCCCACCAACUGGUACAGAUGAGUACAGAAGAGCUGGCCUCCAAGGAACUGGCCAAGUGGAGAGAGCAAGCCACCAAACAUGAGCUGGAGAUGAUUGAGAAAACAGAACAAGAGGCCAUGAAGGAGAGUGAGACAAUGAAACAUGUGAUCAAGAAAACCCACAAGGGAGAAGUGGAGGUGGAGGAUGAGGACUUGAGCAUUCUGGAGACUCGUUUAGAGGAGAGGAAAGAAACGGAGCCUGAACUACAGGAGGAGCUGACCCAUGCUGCAGCGGUCACAGACACCACUGACCAACACAGGGCUCACCUGUUUGACCUCAAUUGUAAGGUGUGCACAGGGAAGAUUGUCCUUGGUCCUGAGGAGCAGGCGGUCAUGGCAGCGGCGGAGAAGGUGACAGUAGUUGCUCCAGCAAAGUCCCAGGUUGAACCGGAACCAGAAAGUUCUGAAGCAGAUAAAAUAGAUUAUGAGAAAGCCGAGGAAAUUGUUAAAGAAGCUUUAGAAACUGUACAGAAAAUGGAACAGUCUGUGAUGUCCAUGUCCAAGAUUGUGUCCGUGUCCCCAAAACUUGAGGAGACUCCACCACUGAGCCCCCCCAAGUUGAAAAUCUCUCGUCGGGAAUCAUCAUCUUCAGCAUCAUCUACUGCAUCAUCUUCUACAAGGAAGAGGGUUGUUGUUAGAUCCCCAGACUCAGCCCUGCAGGCUGGCCUGGAAACCAAGAACAAGUUUACUCCGACUGGCCCCAUGCUGUGGAAGGGUUUUGUCUCCAUGCUUGAUGUGGCCAAGUUUUUUACUUCGGCUUAUCUUGUGUCCGGUCCCACUGAUCAAGUGGUAAUCCCAGACACCAUCCAUAUUUUAGGAAGAAUCUCUCCAGAACACAUGUGGGACUACCUGUCCAGGAUCCGCCAGGGAGGGUCAAAGGAUAUGACAGUAAUCAGGUUUGUCCCAGGCAGCGACGAUGAGAAGGUUGCGUACGUUCACCUCUACUCCUACCUCAACAGUCGAGGUCGAUGUGGCGUGGCAGGAAACCUAGAAAAGCAUGUUAAGGAUUUCUACGUGGUCCCCUUGGCUUCCCACAGUAAAAUUCCCCGUACACUUCUACCAUUUGAUGGACCAGGUUUGGAGGAGAAUCGACCACACAUGUUGCUAGGGAUUCUUGUUCGUCAGCGAGGCAAGCAUGGUGGGGAGACCAGUGACACCAGCAGUCUUAGCAGUAAAAAACGUGCUGGUCAGAGCAGUGCAAAAACUGCCACCAAACCAGUGGCUCCACCAGUCAACCGGGACCCACGCUUGGCCAGGCAUGCUGCGAAGGAAGGGCAGCCAAAGGUCAGCCCUGUGGAAAGUCCGAGCAGCAGUGGAUCAAGUGCUGGAGAAGCCAGACCAAGGUCUUUUGAGAGCAACGAGCCUGAAUACUUCCCAUCACCAAUCAUAUCCCAGACCAAGGUAAAAGCAGACUUUGUGCCGACAUCCACACUCACGAGCAGGGAUGCAGAAGAUGGCAGGUCUGAUGACAAGGUGGUGACACCGCUUGCCGAUGAGUCCUUAGACAGUGACCUUCAGGAUGAGAAGGAGAGCCACCAUCACAAGGACCACCACCGCCAUCAUCAUCACAAAGAACAUCAUCACCACCACCACCACCAUCAUCACCACCACCAUCACAAGAAGCCAGAGAAGGAUAAGGAGCUGGAAG